Antrostomus carolinensis (chuck-will's-widow) is the source of this 2653-nucleotide messenger RNA. RefSeq names its product KN motif and ankyrin repeat domains 1 (gene KANK1). Lineage: Eukaryota; Metazoa; Chordata; Aves; Caprimulgiformes; Caprimulgidae. The record is from RefSeq and is a predicted model, not a curated record. Gene Ontology annotation, biological process: negative regulation of actin filament polymerization. The annotation marks the transcript as partial. Gene Ontology annotation, cellular component: cytoplasm; cytoskeleton. The transcript has a single exon.
AAAGAGGAAGUUACUAUAAAUGGAGAAGAUGAAAAAGAACAGAAAGACCCCUAUUUUGUGGAAACACCUUAUGGCUACCAGCUAGACUUGGAUUUUCUGAAAUACGUGGAUGAUAUACAAAAGGGGAAUACCAUUAAGAAACUAAACAUCCAAAAGAAGAGGAAAAACGUACCAGCCUCGGCAGGUACCAAGAAUUCUGUUGGCCAGUGCAGUGGCUGGAUCUCCACGGAGUCUCUCUCUUCAUCCAACAGUGAUGAGAACAAGCAGUCCUGUCUGGCAGCAAGGAGUCAAGUAAUCUUGUCCGUCACUGCGAGACCCUCAGUUUCCUUCGAAGCAUCUCCUUGUCACUUAACCAUCCCCGAGAGUAAGCAGCUUCCUCCUCCCUCCCCCCAGCCUCCUCGGCACAACCUCCAUGUAACAAAAACCCUCAUGGAAACGCGGAGGCGACUUGAGCAGGAGAGGAUGAUGCAGGUCGUGCCUGGAGAUGUCCGCAGGCCCCGGCUUUCCAGCUUUGGAGGCAUGGGCUCCACGAGCUCCCUCCCCUCUUUUGUGGGAUCCACCGGGUACGGUCACGCGUCUCAGCAGGUGCAGAAUGGGUACCAGGGGAACGGCGACUAUGGCGCCUGCUUCAGCUCCUCCUUGGGCAGUUCCAUUCGUCACAGCCCCAUGAGCUCGGGAAUAUCCACACCGGUGACCAACGUGAGCCCAGUGCAUCUGCAGCACAUCAGGGAGCAAAUGGCAGUUGCCCUCAAGCGUCUCAAGGAGCUCGAGGAACAAGUCAAGACCAUUCCUGUGCUGCAGGUCAAAAUUUCAGUGUUGCAGGAAGAGAAGAGGCACAUGAUGGCUGAACUCAAAAACCAGAGGAAAGCCACACAAAAUGACACAUAUGGUUUCAGAAAGCGAUCCUACAGUGCAGGAAAUGCAGAGCAGUGGGAACACAUGUCUCAGGUGAGAAGAGGUGGAGAACUGUAUAUAGACUGUGAGGAGGAGGUGGAGAGUGUGGAGCAGAGCUCUCAGAGGAUAGAGGAGUUCAGGCAGCUGACUGCUGAGAUGCAAGCCUUGGAGAAAAAGAUCCAGGAUAGCAAUUACGAAAGUCCAGCAAACCUUCGGGUGAACAGAGAAAGCCUGACAAAAGAAGCCCGAUCUGUUGCUGUAGGUUCUGAUGAGAACAUGAACGAUGUAGUUAUAUACAACAGAUCUGCGAGGAAACACAAAGAAGUGGCUGUGGGGACAGAGAAAGAAACAAGAGAGUCUGGGGUUGGGGUGACGGAGUCCAUGCUUGGCUUGUCUACAGAGGUUGAGAAAGAGAUAGAGCUUCAGCAGCAGACCAUUGAAGCCCUUAAGGAGAAGAUUUACAGACUAGAGGUUCAGUUAAAGGAAACGACCCAUGACAGGGAAAUGACCAAAUUAAAACAGCAGCUGCAGGCAGCUGGGUCUAGGAAAAAAGUGGAUAAAGCUAUGAUGGCUCAGCCCAGUGUUGUCAGCAGGAUGGUAGAGGCCAUUGUACAAACGAGAGACCAAAUGGUAGGAGACCACGUGGAUGUCACCGAUUCAUCGGUGGGAAACCACCUGCAGACAAGCAGUGUCGGCACCUCCUGCAGACCUGCCUUGCAGAAUGCAGCAGUGGGCCCCGAGCUGCUGAUGAGCCGGUGGCUGGUGAGGGAGAGGGCAGAGGUGCGAGACCAGGGCACGGAGAGGUCCCUAGAGCUGUGUGACAAGGCUGUGGGAACAGACACAAGUGUCCGUGAGACAGGGGUCAACACGGAGGAGCCGGCAGGCGUGCCAAGUCCCCGCCAGAUGAUGCAGGCGGUCAGAGCAGUGAGGUCUGUGGGCUGUGGGGAUUGCUUGGUGGAUGUAGUAGUUUGUGCCCCCAAGGAGUGUGUGUCCCGCGAAACGGCCACAGAGGCUGUGCCCAGGGCAGAGGCAACCGUAAUGGCCGUGCCUUCUACAGCAAGCCGUCAAACCAGCACUGCUCUGGAGAUGGUGAGCCAGUGCACUAGCACAGAGAUGGCCUGUCUGGCAGACUGUGGGACCAACACUGCUCUGAGCAGCUGCGAUAAGCAGACCAGCACAGAGAGCGUGGAGACACGAAGCGUGGCAGUAGGAGAUGGCCGGGUGAAGGACAUACAUGCGUCUGCUAAAACGCGUUCGGUUGGAGUGGGCACCUUGCUCUCUAGCCACCCUGGCUUUGAAAAGCCCUCUGCAGUAAAAACCAAAGACUGUGGCAUUGGGCAGAUAAACAUUCAUGAGAACUACCUGGUUGGUCUUAAAAUGAGGAGCAUUGCCUGUGGACCCCCUCCAUUGCCGGUUGUGCCAUCUGGCACCAGGAGCAUUGGUGUUGGUGAGGAGUCUGUGUGCGAGCCGGUGAGUCGUCUGUUGGAGAGCCCUCUGCCUCCACCUGAACUGAGGACGGGCUUGGAUCACUACAUCGAGCGUGUGCAGAAGCUGCUGCAGGAACAGCAGAUGCUGCUUGCUGAAAAUUACAGUGAAUUGGCAGAAGCCUUUGGGGAACCCCACACCCAGAUUGGAUCUCUCAAUUCACAGCUCCUCAGCACCCUCACCUCCAUCAACUCCGUCAUGAAAUGCACUAGCACAGAGGAGCUGCAGAGCCUGGACCUUCAGAAGCAGUGCAUGGAGCGAAGCGCCAUGUCAG